This is a messenger RNA of Paracoccidioides lutzii Pb01, 915 nucleotides long. RefSeq lists its product as hypothetical. Bases 1 to 915 code for a protein of 304 amino acids. The record is from RefSeq and is a predicted model, not a curated record. The transcript has 2 exons.
AUGGAUUCCCUCAAUACCCAAAAUUUGUUUAGAAAGCUUGAUAAUAGACCGAAGGGGUGGUGGAACCAGAGAUUUGUUGAAGAGCUGUUCGGAAGUAGCCUGUACCGGGAUGAAAUCUCAAGUUCCUUCGCGGAAAAGACGAUAGCCGACAGAGACGGAAAAUAUCUCAUAAAAAGGGCCCAAAUAAAAGAGGCAUUACGCCUUAUAAACCGAACUGUGGUUCGUCAAGUUUCGGUCUUCGGUGGUGAAGGCUCACAAUUUGGUUCGACUCUUGGGUUCUCAGCAAAUGAUCUCAUGUUACAGGCGAGUCUGAUGGAGGAGUAUGAAAAGGAUUACGCGGCUACUGACUCUGACAAUGAUGCCGCCCUGAACAAUUGGUAUGUUGUUUGUGUGAUCGCAGAGGCCAAUGCGUGGCUCAGGGGACCACUAAUUCCAUGUAAAAUACCGGGGCUGUUGUCCCAAAAGCCCACCAUUUCGUUUCAAAAAUGGCGGCUCCAUUUCCUUGCAGGCAAGGAAAAUACUCCUCACGUAGGCUCAAGUUCUCGGCCAGCACAGUCACCUGUCACAAACAUGGCUAGUUCAGAAAACCGUUGUGAACCCUGGCUUGCUGCCUCUGCAGAAGGCGACUUAGGUAGCGGACGUGAUGUUGUUCGAAUUUGGUGUAUUCCAAUUUGCGGAAGAUGCCUGGUUUCAGAUGUAUCUCCUGCAAACCAGCAACACACAUAUGGCGUCAUUCAAGAAGAUCUACUUGGAGCAACUGCGUCAUUGACUUGCAGAGGAACAACCCCACAUGCCCUAGCUAGCCCCCUGAGAAAAAGGGAAUUCAGGAUUGCCACCUGUGCCAGAAGGGAGUCAAGAUAUGAUUUUGUCAAUAAGUCCUUACCCAAACUUCAGAGAUUUGCGGAUGGAAAAUGA